AAUGUGCUAAAAAAAGAAAACACAUCCUUUUUAAAGUGUACAUCACACUAAGUAUUAAAACACUAAACAUACAUGGUGAAACAUAAGGGCAGGGCAUUAUGAAUCUGACAAUCAUGUGAAUAAAGCCGCAGCGUAACCGCUGCACUUCAUGGAUAUGUACACCUUUUAGUGUGGCAUUUUACUUGCAGCAAGAUGAACCUGUGUGACAGAAGUCAACAGUUUCAAAAACAUUCACUUCCUUUCAGUGAUUCUGUGCUGCCUACACAGAAGUUCUUCAGCCGCAACCACACAGGCUGUGUUCAGAUACAUGAUGCAUGUAUUGACACAUCUUUAAACCACUGCAAUACUUUACACAGCAUGUGUGCAGCCAGCAUUUCUUGUUUCUAUCUUGUGGUUUGUGGCAAAAACUUACUAACCAUUUUAAAGGACAAUGAUAUUUCGACGAAGACACUCUCAUGUGAUGAAAGUUUGCACAUCAGAAGCUGAAGUCUGCCAAUCACAAGCUGCAAUACCAAGACUUGGCGCCCUUAAAGAAUUAUGACAAGGCCUUUACCACUCACUCUUCUUAUAUUAUUCAUGAUCAUCAGCUUAAUCUAUGGUUGGUUGUUUAUGCUCAAUGAGCAAAAUCACCACUUCAGCAAUGGCUCCUUAAAAACCAACAUUACAAUAUUGUUGUGGCACUGGCCAUUUGGCAUCCAGUACAGCCUGGCAGGAGAUGUAUGUCUAAAGGACUAUGGCAUCGCCGGAUGUCAUUUAAUAGACAAUCGAUCACUGAUGGAGAGCGCCAACUUGGUGGUCUUUCAUAAUGCUGAGCUGAAGUAUCGAAAAGAGCACCUGCCUCUGGAUCUCCCUCGGCCAGCCUCUCAGAGGUGGGUGUGGCUCUCUUUGGAAGCUUAUAACGGUAACUUGGCAGCGUACAAAAACCUCUUCAACCUCACGAUGUCAUAUCACCCACAAGCUGACAUCACUGUGCCCUAUGGGAAGUUGAUAGUCAAGGAGAGACCAAGUCAAGACUUUGUUAUCCCAAAGAACAAAAGUCAUGAAGUUUGCUGGGUGGUCAGCAACUACCAGAAAUGGCAAAGCAGGAGCGCCGUGUACCAAAAGCUGAGGCAAAACAUUAACGUGCAGGUGUACGGAUAUUUCGCCAGACGGCCACUACGGAUGGCGGCUUUGCUGCCGACGAUUUCGCAGUGUUAUUUCUAUCUGGCCUUUGAAAAUACAAAGUCUCGUCACUACAUAACAGAAAAACUCUGGAGAAAUGCGUUCCUGGCUGGGGCCGUGCCUGUGGUGCUGGGUCCGCCACGAGGAGAUUAUGAGGAAGUCGCACCUCCGAAAUCCUUUAUUCAUGUGAAUGACUUUAAUUCUACAGAGGAACUGGCUAAGUAUCUCAGAAGCCUAACAAAAGAUCCAGAAAAGUAUAACGCAUACUUUACCUGGCGACAAAACUACACAGUCAAGCUGUACACAGAUUGGAGAGAAAGACUUUGCAAUAUCUGUCCCUUAUAUGAACGAUUUCCAAUUCAAAAGAUUUACAAGGAUUUAGGAACUUGGACGAAGUGGUAGAAUAACAUUUUACUUGAAUAAUUUUAACUUUUUGAGCACUUUAAACAAUUGCGGUAAUUGUGAAGGAGCAGAAUGCUACUCUCACACUAGUGUGAUAUUUAAAGUGACAUUCACUUUGAAAAAAAAUAUGCUCAUUUUCCAGCUCCCCUAGAGUUAAACAUUUGAUUCUUACCUUUUUGGAAUCCAUUCAGCUGAUCUCUGUGUCUGGCACUAGCACUUUUAGCAUAGCUUAGCACAAUCCAUUGAAUCUGAUUAGACCAUUAGCAUUGCGCUAAAAAAUAACCAAAGAGUUUCGAUAUCUUUCCUAUUUAAAACUUGACUCUUCUGUAGUUACAUCGUGUACUAAGACUGACAGAAAAUUACAAGUUGCGAUUUUCUAGACAGAUAUGGCUAGAACAAUACUCUCAAUCUGCCGUAAUAAUCAAGGACUUUACUGAUGUAACAUGGUUGCAGCAGGCGCAAUGAUAUUACACAGUGCCUGAAAAUAGUCCACUGCCAUUGAAGGGACUAUUUUUGGGAAGAGUCAAGUUUUAAAUAAGAAAAAAAUCGAAACUAUUUGGUU
This is a messenger RNA of Misgurnus anguillicaudatus (oriental weatherfish), 2125 nucleotides long. RefSeq names its product fucosyltransferase 7 (alpha (1,3) fucosyltransferase) (gene fut7). Gene Ontology annotation, molecular function: alpha-(1->3)-fucosyltransferase activity. NCBI's taxonomy places the organism in Eukaryota, Metazoa, Chordata, Actinopteri, Cypriniformes, Cobitidae. Gene Ontology annotation, cellular component: membrane. The record is from RefSeq and is a predicted model, not a curated record.